Suillus subaureus is the source of this 1898-nucleotide messenger RNA. RefSeq lists its product as uncharacterized. The record is from RefSeq and is a predicted model, not a curated record. The coding region runs from base 464 to 1606 and encodes 380 amino acids. The transcript has a single exon. NCBI's taxonomy places the organism in Eukaryota, Fungi, Basidiomycota, Agaricomycetes, Boletales, Suillaceae.
CGGCAUUCUUCGGAGGUAGCGCAUUGAGCUGACUUUACCCACAGGGACGUCCGGAUUUUUUCAGCGGUGUAAUGGUUACACCCCAGCGUUACAAGGCCAAUGCAACACAACAUUGGUUUUCCCCUUUAAAGGAAGAUUCAUAUCCGAGUUAAUUGUCGCUGUUGUUCAUCAUGCUAAGAUCAGAUAACCGCACUUAUAAUCUACGACAUCCGGUAAAUGUAAUUGAUGUAGGCUACCACUGAUGAGAGUUCUUUGUAUCUGCGACACUUCAGAUUAAAGACAUCUCCUAGCCGCCUUUUAUGUCUCAUGAGUCUCUGGUAUUUUGCAUCAUAUUUCACAGCGUUGGUUUCCCCGAGUUGAACCUGGUAAUCGGUCACGUGCCAUCUGAAAAUAUACCAAUUGAGCUGCAAGUUCAACCGAGGCCCCUAUUCAUCUCUCUCUACGAAGCUUCCACCAGAACGAUAUGACAGUGCCCCAUCACAAGACCGAUACGUUGUCCCUUAGUAAUUCGCACUUCCUUCCCAUCCACCUAGAUAACCCUGAGCCGCACGUCCAUCAGCUGCCAGUGGAACUUUUACAGCAAAUAUUUUUGCUCGUUGUCAGCGACUCGGACCUCUCAGACUGGCCUAGUAUCUUCAAAAUGAUAAAUGCCUGCACCUCGAGAAUUUUUUGCAGCCCUCCUAUAUUCCUCACCCGGGUGUGCCACCUUUGGCGAGUUGUCGCACACUCAACGACAGAGCUUUGGUCGUGCAUCCAGGUGACGCUUCCCGGUGAAGCCAAACGAUCCAAGCCGUUCCCCCCAUGCCUGCUUCAAUGCUGGCUCGCCCGCUCUGUUAGCCAGCCUCUCACCAUUCGCAUCAAUCGAAUCAGGUUACCAUAUCGUCUCUACAAGUAUGCCAAGCGCAAAGUUAUACGUGGUUACUGCCCACUUUCCCAGGCAGAUUUUCGACUUCUCGAGAUUCUUCAGUCCGAAAGCAGGCGGUGGGAAACGGUGGUUGGUGCGUCAUGUGGAGGCGAAUGGCCCAGAUCUAAGUUGGAUACGCCACAAUUGAAAACCUUGGAAUGUAGCUGGUCAGUUCUUGGUAAAUUCAACGCACCAAAUCUCCGUCAGCUACGCAUCAGCGAGGGGAUGGCUGGCGUUCUUAUUCCUAUCUACAAAAAUUUACGACAUCUUCAUCUCCAAUGGGCUUCCCCCAGUACUAUCCGCUCCGUUUCAGUGACUUCUCCUAAUCUGGAGACAAUCGUGGUGGAGGGCUUAAUCGGCGAUUGUUGUCGCGCUACAAGACAAUCGGUCACGUAUUCUUGUCUUGAAUCAUUGACUCUCCUUUUGCCCUGGAAUUGGCACUGGUUCACCGAAAUAUUCUACGACCUCCAUAUUCCUGUGUUACGGAAAUUAACUCUAGUGGGGUGCCCAACCAAAUCAGGGGUUGAUGGUAUUAUGGAUGCGCUGGCAGUUACUGCAACUUGCAACUUGCAAGUGAUAGACUUUCAGCCAACCACGCUCGAGGAUGAAGUAGAUGUGGAUGUGGUUGAGCCGUUGCUUUCAGUUGUGAGGGAGAUUUUGGUCCGUGGGGUGUUGCUCCGAUGUCGCGCCCCGCACAAUUAGUCAUGCGGACCUUGUAUGCCCUACUGCUUUGAAACAGCACGAGCAUUGCAACUUGGAAAGUUUGUUACGGUAGGGGGAGCGGUAGGUCAUCGUCGAACACACCCAUGCAUAACGCAGUUCACGACGAGUCUAGGAGGAAAAGCUUCCUGACAGUCUCACUUGGGUUUCUGGCAUUUUUAUAUAGGUAUGUGGCUAUAUGACAGUACAAGUAGUAGUGCACAAUAUGAAUGAAUUGUUCUUUUGCGUCGUGUUAGUCACUAGCGGUGCACGAUGCGUGUUGACGCGCUCGAAC